CGAAAUCUGUUGUUGGGCAAUUCAAUUACUCCGCCAGUUUAAAAGGACAUACGUGUGCCUCGUAAAAUUCCCGUAUUGCCACUUGGUGAGUGCACGCGAGCUGCGUGCCUCGUUAUAGAUCGUUCGUACGAGACGAUGAUACGUGGACGUGACACGUGUAGAUGUGAUACUGGACGGUGCUGAUUCUUCCAUCUCUCUCUGCUCUUCAGAUUUAUCGUCCUCGGUGAGGACGAAACGUGCAACUGGACGACGAGAAUCUGCAGCAUCAUGUCUUCUAGAAGAAGCAAAGGCGGUCUCCUGGCUAGGGUGAAUUUUCCUCUCUAUACCGUGCAAAUGAUAACCAACAGGCACAUCCUGGUAGGAGGCGGAGGCGGUUCCUCCAAGACCGGAGUUGCUAAUGGAUUUGAAAUUUUUGAAUUAUCGCACAAUGGGACAUAUUUUGUUGCCGAAGAAGUAACUAGGCACGAAACAGGUCCCAACGUCGUCAUGAAUUGUGCUUCGUAUAGGAGUAAAAGUAAGACAUGGAUUGUUGCUGGUCAGGAAAGUCACUGUCAAUUGUAUAAUUCUAAGUUAAUUUCGGAGAAUGAAGAAUUCAUCAAAGGACCAACAGCGCAUAAUCUUAGAUGCAGAAAAAAUAGCGAAAAAGCUAAAGAAUCUCAAUUACAGCAGGAGAAGAUAGAGGAAAUUAAAAACAACAAUUUCAAGAGCAAGAAAUUGCAAUUAGUCCUGGAACCUGCCGACAGCAUACAAACAACUUUUGGGAAUGAAGAACCUUUACAAAGAGUUGUUAGAGUGAGCCCUUGCGGAAGUAUUAUGGCUACAGGUGGCACAGAUGGUAAAGUUAGAUUAUGGAAAUUUCCACAACUGGAGAAGCUGUACGAUUUUGAUGGACAUGGGGACGAUUAUAUAGAUGAUAUAGAUUUCAAUCCAAAUGGCAGUCUCUUAGUGAGCAUCGCCAAAGGAAAGGCCUUUGUGUGGGACAUAAAAAGCAAAAAGAGCACAGAACUUAGUUGGAAGCCACCGGAUGGCAUAAAGUACAUGUACAAAAAAUGUCGAUUCAGGGGAUUGACAGAGGAGGUGAAGAAUGAUCUAUUUAUGCUUACUAAUGCCACGACGCCCAAGAAGAAUCCUAGUUUCCUUCAGUUGUGGGACAUUAAUAAUGGUGUAAUAACCAAGUCGGUUCCUUAUAAGGAAACGUUAUCAGCUUUAGCUGUUUCUAGUGAUGGUAAAUUUGUGGCCGUUGGCACAAUGACCUCGGGUAGCGUCGACAUAUUCGUGGCGUUCAGUUUGAGAAAAGCUCUCCACGUUCCUGGAGCGCACAGGAUGUUUGUAACUGGUCUGGAAUUUCUUCCAACGGACGAUGAACUGAACGGUGUUGCGAUCACUAGUAACACGGAGACUGCGGUCGUUAGUAUCUCUGUAGACAACAGGAUCUGUAUACACAGCAUACCAUUCAGACAUACACUGCCAUUUUGGUUCGUCAUCUUGCUAAUAGUCUUGUGCAUAUGCGGCGCAUUCAUUUUCUGCAGUUACCUUGGUAUAUGACCUGAAAUGCGCGACCGAGACGAUAAAGCCAGACGUCAUAUUCUUUUAAUUAUCAUAUUAGAUCGAUUAUUGGCCGUGCGUACGAAAAAUUGAAAAUGAAUAACAGCUUGAAGUUAAACGCACGAUUUGUACGAGUAUGUAAAACGGUGAGUGCUCAAAAAUCUUACGUACAUAAGCGAUAUGUAGAACUAAAAGCAGGCGUAAGUCAACACAAUACGAUAUAAUUAAGUGAAAUUCUGAGUGCAUUAAAUUAAAUGAAAUUAAAUAAUAAUUAUAAUUGAAUAAAUUAUAAUUAAAUGAAAUUCUGAGUAACUAUGGAUGUGCGGAACAUUAAUAAUAGGAAUAUUCUCGGAUCGUUUAGCAAUCAGAAUUCGCGUUUAAUUACCGAACAAUAGUUGUAUUUGUUACUAUACACAAGAUAGAUUUUCAGGAAAUGCGAUUUAGAUAUGAACGUGACGUCAGUCGAGGUGCUACUGUGAUAAACAAACCAUGUUAGAGUGCUUACAACAGAUUAGAACCGCACUAAUUAGCAUAUUGAUGUACAUAUAGAUUACAUUUUAUCACUUUUUAAUUGCGCAAAAACAAGGAUUUAAUAUGUGUCACAUAGCGAUUGUCUUUCUUUCGUGUGCGUAUAUAUUUAAAU
Messenger RNA from Camponotus floridanus (Florida carpenter ant), 2188 nucleotides. Its product is annotated as prolactin regulatory element-binding protein. Gene Ontology annotation, molecular function: GTPase activator activity; protein binding; guanyl-nucleotide exchange factor activity. Bases 268 to 1545 code for a protein of 425 amino acids. Gene Ontology annotation, cellular component: endoplasmic reticulum membrane. NCBI's taxonomy places the organism in Eukaryota, Metazoa, Arthropoda, Insecta, Hymenoptera, Formicidae. The transcript is spliced from 4 exons. The record is from RefSeq and is a predicted model, not a curated record. Gene Ontology annotation, biological process: protein secretion.